Molecule: messenger RNA, 2319 nt
Organism: Thlaspi arvense
Lineage: Eukaryota; Viridiplantae; Streptophyta; Magnoliopsida; Brassicales; Brassicaceae
Source: the annotation of a GenBank genome assembly
AUGGGGUCAAAAUCAUUUGGAAAUCUCUUAGACUUGGCUGCUGGGGAUCUUCUGGACAUUCCUCAGACCCCGAGAGCUCUUCCGAGAAUGAUGACUGUUCCUGGAAUCAUCUCUGAUGUCGAUGGAUACGGCAUUAGUGAUGGCGAAUCAGAUGUCAUCCCAUUACCUUGCCGGGAGCGGAAAAUCAUAGUGGCCAACUUUCUUCCUUUAAACGGUAAAAAGGAUUCAGAGACUGGGAAGUGGAGCUUCUACCUGGACAAUGAUUCUCCAAUGUUACAUCUGAAAGAUGGGUUUUCUCCAGAGACGGAAGUCAUUUAUGUUGGAUCACUCAAGACAGAUGUUGAUGUUGCCGAGCAAGACGAGGUUUCCCAAACACUUUUCGAGGAAUUCAACUGCGUACCGACUUUCCUCCCGCAGGAUGUUCAUAAAAAAUUCUACCUUGGCUUCUGUAAACAGCAGCUUUGGCCACUUUUCCACUACAUGUUACCCAUGUGCCCUGAUCAUGGUGAACGCUUUGAUCGCAGUCUUUGGCAGGCAUAUGUUUCUGCAAACAAAAUAUUUGCAGAUAAGGUAAUGGGCGUGAUUAAUCUCGAGGAAGAUUAUAUCUGGAUUCAUGACUAUCAUUUAAUGGUUCUCCCAACAUUUUUGAGGCGGCGUUUUCACAGGGUUAAGCUUGGUUUCUUCCUCCACAGUCCGUUCCCUUCUUCGGAAAUUUAUCGAACCUUACCUGUUCGAGAGGAGCUACUAAGAGGGCUCCUAAACUGCGAUUUAAUUGGUUUUCACACCUUUGAUUAUGCACGGCAUUUCUUGUCAUGCUGCUGCAGAAUGCUUGGAUUGGAGUAUGAAUCUAAGAGAGGGCAUAUUGCUCUUGACUACUUGGGCCGGACAGUUUUUCUGAAGAUUCUUCCUAUAGGUAUUCACAUGGGAAGGCUCGAGUCUGUUCUGAAUCUUCCUGCUACAUCUGACAAACUGAAAGUGAUCCAAGGAAAGUAUCGGGGUAAGAAGGUGAUUCUCGGUGUUGAUGACAUGGAUAUAUUCAAAGGUCUAAGUCUGAAGAUUUUGGCCUUUGAACACCUCCUACAGCAAUAUCCUAGCAUGCUAGGGAAUGUAGUUCUCAUUCAGAUUGUGAACCCAGCAAGAGGAUCAGGUAAAGACGUUCAAGAAGCGAAGAAAGAGACGUAUUACACUGUUAAGAGAAUCAACGAGCGUUAUGGUUCGCCUGGUUAUGAGCCAGUGGUUCUGAUCGAUCGUCCUGUUCCUCGGUUCGAGAAGUCUGCCUAUUACGCCAUGGCAGAAUGCUGCAUAGUCAAUGCGGUGAGGGACGGCAUGAACUUGGUUCCGUACAAGUAUACUGUUUGUCGGCAAGGAACUCCUAACAUGGAUAAAUCUCUGGGACUAAGUGAAGAUUCUCCUCGCACAAGCACGCUUGUUCUGUCUGAGUUCAUUGGUUGCUCUCCUUCUUUAAGUGGCGCUAUUAGAGUUAACCCUUGGGACGUUGAUGCGGUAGCAGAUUCAAUAUAUUCCGCUCUCACCAUGUCUGAUUUCGAGAAGCAGCUACGUCACAAGAAACACUAUCACUACAUUAGUACACAUGAUGUGGGGUAUUGGUCGCGCAGCUUUUCGCAGGAUUUGGAGAGGGCAUCUCGAGAUCAUUACAGUAAACGGUGCUGGGGUGUGGGUUGGGGUUUAGGUUUUAGGCUCAUUGCUCUCUCUCCUAAUUUCAGAAGGCUAUCCAUUGAGCAAGCUGUCAGUGCUUACAGAAGAUCGAGCAGGAGAGUUAUCUUUCUUGAUUAUGACGGUACUUUGGUUCCCGAGGCUUCGAUCGUAAAGGACCCAAGUGCUGAAGUUAUUACUGCGUUGAAGUCACUGUGUAGUGAUCCUAAUAACACUAUAUUUAUUGUUAGCGGGAGAGGGAAAGUUUCUUUGAGCGAGUGGCUUGCACCGUGUGAGAAUCUUGGAAUAGCCGCUGAACAUGGUUACUUCACAAGGUACGGAGUAAGCAAAGGUCUUGUCACCGCAAAAGUUCUCAGUAGAAUGAUUGAAGAAGAAGGGAAGGCGCCAGAUUUUGUGGUAUGCAUUGGAGACGAUAGAUCGGACGAGGAGAUGUUUGAGAGCAUAACAACAACACUCUCAUCGCAAUCAUCGUCAACGUCUACAGAGAUAUUCGCGUGCACCGUGGGAAGAAAACCGAGCAAAGCCAAGUACUUCCUGGAUGAAGUAAGCGACGUGGUGAAGCUUCUUCAAGGACUAGCCAACACUUCGAGCCCAAAGCCUAGGUACCCUUCUCACCUCAGAGUCUCCUUUGAAAGCGUGGUAUGA